Podospora bellae-mahoneyi is the source of this 940-nucleotide messenger RNA. RefSeq lists its product as uncharacterized. The transcript is spliced from 4 exons. The record is from RefSeq and is a predicted model, not a curated record. NCBI's taxonomy places the organism in Eukaryota, Fungi, Ascomycota, Sordariomycetes, Sordariales, Podosporaceae. The coding region runs from base 328 to 690 and encodes 120 amino acids.
GGUGUAAGACGGACCAAUUCCGAGGCUGAAGGAGCCGGUAGUCAACCACCGACUGGGUGCAUUAAGCCUACCAUUACGAAAACACCGGGCAAUAAUCAAACGCCACGCCUUGGGCUAUAGCGAGUAGGAUUGCUGAGCCAGGGUUCUGGUUAGAAAUGGCGAUACCACCUCACAGCGUUGUUCUUCGUAUUCGAGGUUGGGGAUGGUCAGCAGGUUGUCAGAUGGAAAGCCAGGUUCAAGAGAUGUAAAUGAGAAUAUAUAUUUCAUCUUCGGGGACCGUUGCUGUCUCAUGGAAAAAGUCAGUAAUUGUCCGGGAUAAAGACAACAAUGCAUUUUCGAUCUGUUAUUGAACUGUUGGCGAUGUCGUCGUUGGCCGUGACGGGCGCCUCGGCGGCAUGCACUCCGAUCCCAUCCUCCAGUACUGCCACUCCGACUCCGACCCCCAGUGUCACUCCCGACUGCGGUGGCGACCAGUCCAUCGCUCUUUGCUGUAUGAACUUGGCUCCUUGGUCCACCAACAGUGGAAUCUGGGGAGGUGCUUGUGGUUACUAUCCUGCUGAUCCCAACGAGAGGGUCGGAGCGAGGUGUAUUACCCGUGCUCCUGGCACGAAUUGCUUUGGCAGUCUCCUUGCAACUUGUUGCGCUGGGUUCAUUCCAGGACAGUGUUCUCUGGGUACUCGUUGCACAUAACUGGGUAGCAGUCGACGUGGAGAGACGUACUGAAGAAGAAGGAGGUCAGAAAAUACCAAACUGGAAUGACAUACCAAGGCUGUUCUCUCGCUUGUUGGGUCAUGAUUCGUUUCAGAUCAGCUCCGAUCAUAUCACAUGCAAUAGCGAAUGAUUCCCAAAGUUGAGAAAGGGAAGCAUCGAAAGUUCCGUUUCCCAAACAAGAAUUGUUGUCUUUAUGCGCCCUAGCACAGACGGCAUGAAUAAUCGCGAG